AUGAUGGAGGUCGGGUCCUCCUACUGGGACUUCAUCUCCUGUGACCGCACGGGCCCUCGGAAUGCAGUCCCUGACAUCCAGGGUGACUCGGAGGCUGUGAGUGUGCGGAAGCUAGCUGGAGACACGGGCGAGCUGGCACUUGAGGGGGCACAAGGACAGGCAGAGGGAAGUACCUCAGACAAGGAGGCCAGCAGCUAG
Messenger RNA from Onychomys torridus (southern grasshopper mouse), 198 nucleotides. RefSeq names its product cAMP-dependent protein kinase inhibitor gamma-like. Gene Ontology annotation, cellular component: cytoplasm; nucleus. Gene Ontology annotation, biological process: negative regulation of cAMP-dependent protein kinase activity. Gene Ontology annotation, molecular function: cAMP-dependent protein kinase inhibitor activity. The record is from RefSeq and is a predicted model, not a curated record. Bases 1 to 198 code for a protein of 65 amino acids. The transcript has a single exon. NCBI's taxonomy places the organism in Eukaryota, Metazoa, Chordata, Mammalia, Rodentia, Cricetidae.